ACGAUCUUUGUGUUUCUCCUUCUCCCUGAGAGUGAGCCCUCUCGCUAACAGACUAUCCUCUCCUCUGCUAACCCUCUCAACGGCCGGUGUCUCCAUGGAUGAAUUAUAGGAUAUUUUAGGGGUGUUUUCAGCUUCUCUCCGCCGCAGAUUCUCGCCCAACACUCGGAUGUUUCUCCCCAUGUUUCCCUCCUGAUGAGCGGCCCGGAGGCUGUGAUCCCAGCGGCUCCCGGAGGAUGGAGGGGCUGAGCGGGGCCCGGCUCCUCGGCCCGGUGCUCCUCCUCUCCUCCCUGGCGGCUCUGGUGAGCUGCCACCCCGGGACCUGCAGGCACCAAGCCCCGCCGCCCGAGGAGGUGGUCCAUCAGGUUCACCUGAAGCCUGAGCGGCUGACGAAGAGGAGCUCACCUGAAGACCUCCAGCUGCAGAUUGAGAUCAUCUACGACCACAGCGUGGACCAGUGAGUCCUGCAGCAGCACACUCUGCAGUCUUUACAUUUCAUCACGUUUCCUUUC
Messenger RNA from Notothenia coriiceps (black rockcod), 509 nucleotides. Its product is annotated as leishmanolysin-like peptidase. The transcript has 2 exons. Bases 234 to 458 code for a protein of 74 amino acids. NCBI's taxonomy places the organism in Eukaryota, Metazoa, Chordata, Actinopteri, Perciformes, Nototheniidae. The record is from RefSeq and is a predicted model, not a curated record.